GACAUCCAGAUGCGCCAGUAGCGGUAUCUAACCUGGCCUGACCUCCCCCACAGCACCACCAUUUCACGGAGGACAUUCAGACGCGCCAGUACCGGUGUCUGGAGGUACUGCUCGGCGCCGGGUACGGUCCGCCGGCCGACAUCUGGUCCACGGCGUGUAUGGCGUUCGAGCUGGCCACGGGCGACUACCUGUUUGAGCCUCACACGGGCCAGGACUACAGUCGCGACGAGGACCACAUCGCGCACAUCAUCGAGCUCGCCGGAGACAUCCCCAAACACAUCAUGUUCAGCGGCAAAUACUCGCGGGACUUCUUCACCAAAAAAGGCGAGCUACGUCACAUCACCAAGCUGAAGCCGUGGGCGCUGCACGAGGUGCUCAUGGACAAGUACGAGUGGCCCGAGCAGAAGGCCGCGCGUUCGCCGAUUCCUGCUGCCGAUGCUGGCGUUCGACCCGGCGCAGCGCGCCACGGCCGCCGACUGUCUGCGCCACCGUGGCUGACGGGCGGCAGUGACGGCGGGGACGCCAGUGACGCCGCGGGAGCCGAGGACACCGGCGGCGGCGGCGGCGGCGGGUCGUGACCAGUGACAUUCCGCCGCCCUGCCCGGACACACGAACCCUUGUGAUAGGCCGGCGCCCGCCGCCCGCCCGCCCAGGCGCCGCCACCUAGUU
Molecule: messenger RNA, 669 nt
Organism: Amphibalanus amphitrite
Lineage: Eukaryota; Metazoa; Arthropoda; Thecostraca; Balanomorpha; Balanidae
Product: SRSF protein kinase 2-like
Exons: 2
Coding region: 159-578 (139 amino acids)
Biological process (GO): regulation of mRNA processing; spliceosomal complex assembly
Source: RefSeq, a predicted model, not a curated record